Oreochromis niloticus (Nile tilapia) is the source of this 6614-nucleotide messenger RNA. RefSeq names its product centrosomal protein 162 (gene cep162). NCBI's taxonomy places the organism in Eukaryota, Metazoa, Chordata, Actinopteri, Cichliformes, Cichlidae. The transcript has 30 exons. The record is from RefSeq and is a predicted model, not a curated record. Gene Ontology annotation, biological process: cilium assembly. Bases 426 to 4274 code for a protein of 1282 amino acids. Gene Ontology annotation, cellular component: axonemal microtubule; centriolar satellite; centriole.
GUGACGCAUCGGGUCAGCCAAUCGGGUUGCGUCAGGGUAAGUCAUUUAAGACAACAAACCGAGGAGACGUUUCAACAAGUGUUCAGCUGAUUUCCUGCUGGUGGAUGAGGUGAGCAUGAUUAUGUCUCGCAGACUAACCAAAGAAGAGGUGGAUGCACAGUUCGAGCAGUUCUUAAAAGAGUCUGUUUCAGAUGACUCUGUGGAUUUAGGUGGUCCUGACAAGCAGCCACACUCUAAAAGCAACCAAAAACCAACAGUGAGGCAAGAUGAGGCACUCAGUGGUGGAGGAUCAGCAGCAGAUGCAGAAAUCUUUAAAUAAAAACAUGAAUUAGGCUACGUCUACACUAAUCUGGAUAAAUUUGAAAACGGCGUUUUUCUCUAAAAACGCUCCGUGUCCACAAGAGCCGAAGAGUUUUUCAUCCACAAUGAAACGACUAAAAACGCCUACGUUCCAGAACUGCGCAUGCGUGAAACCACGGUUGGAAUCUCAGAUUUCUUUAAGGAAGUCUGAGUCUAUUCAAGAGGAAGAUGAGGAGGCAGAAGGUAUUCACUCAAAGGAGGAAGACCUCGUCUUGAGAGACAACAAAGACACAGAGGGCUCGGCGAUGGUGUCAACCGUGUACAUGAGCGCGGUGGGUUUAGACACUCUGGAGGAGGAAAAGGAGAAGGCCAGGUUCUUUGCCCAGCUGGAGGCAGGAGCUUCAUCUACUAUAGACUACUCCAAGCUGAACAGGGAGCUGGACUCAACAAGUUCUACCCCUGCAAACAACUACAGGAGUGUAGAAGAAGCAGAAGAACCAGUGGAGCAAGGUGGCGGUGAUGAUCACAGCAAGGCCAGAGGGACAGGGAUGAUCAGUCCAGCCUUCACAGGCUACAGCGAGGAUUUUGAAGAUGACGAGGAUGUGAAGGUUCCACUGGAGGAGAAGUCAACGACGGCUUCAGUUCUUGCCAGAGUGUCUUUUUAUGAUUCUCUGGAUGAGGCAGGCGAAGAGGAGAGAAAGAAGAACACUGUGGAGUCUCUGAACAGAGGUCAGUCUUACGCACAAAGUGGGGCCUCAGAGUUGGAGGCUCUUCAGGAGGCCUACAGGCAGGUCCAUGUUGUGGAGGAUUCAGAUGACCAUGGUCCACAUACCUCAUCUUUGGAAGUGAGAUGGAGCAUCAACAGACCUCUGUCUCCUUCCUCUCCUCCUCAACAUGCCCAACAGUCUCUGCAGCCUGUUUCUACCAGUGAGUCAGAGCUACCCACUGCAGAAGAGCUGAUGAGGCUCCUCCGACCAGAGGCAGAUCAAAUUAGAGGCUUCACCCUCCAGCCUGUCAGUGUUGUGGAACCCAACCAAGAAAAGACAUCCAGGGGACUGGAAAGGAGAUUCCCGGAUGAGUCACAGCACCCUGCAGCUGCAGCGAUAAAUGGGGCCAGGGAAUCGACAAGCCACCCAAUCAGUGCUGCUCACCCCCCCAACAAGGAUCUGAUUUGCAGCAUCAGAGCAGAAGUAGACAAGCUGAUGCAGGAUCAUACCAAAAGCUCUUCUGUCACAUCAUCUCACACUGGCAAAACUAAGAAACACCCGGCCUCCCGUGGCUCCCUUACUUUUCCUUCCUGUACCUCUUCAAUGAGACAAGCCACUACAGCUCCUAUAAGAGACAAGCGACUGGAUGGGAGAAGGGCGGUGACUUCAAGGUCAUCGGGGAUAAGUAGAGGUUCUGCUACACCAGCCAAAACCCAGUCUGCUGUUUCCUCACAGUGUCCACACAGAGCGACAUCCACAAAGAACCACGAAGAUUGCUGGGAUUGCACAGAACCAGGAGUAAAAGUGAGAAAUGAACUAGUGGCAUCUGUUCAGUCCUUAGUGGCUGUCCUCCAGCAGCAAAUAGAUGCUACCAAACACCAGGAUUCUGCACAGGAAGUCAGAGAAACCAGGCUGAAGCAACUUCUUCCACAGAUCAGUACUGGCCACGACAGCUCCGUGUUGGAGGAGCUGAGGACCCAGCUGGCACUGAAGGAGAGGGAGCUGCAGAUGAUGAAGGCAGGAGCAGAGGAGCUCAACUCACUCAGACAGCAGAAUUACCUACUGCAAAGCAAGCUGAGAAGUGCAGAAGAAGCCAGUCAGAAAAAGAGGUGGGUGGAGGCUGCAGAUGUUGCUGCAGAUGAGAAGUUCCAGCAGAUUGAUAAAGAAAUAAAAGAGCAGGAGGCACUCAUAAAAGGUUACCAACAGGAGAAUGAGAAGCUGUAUUUACAGAUGAAGGCUCAGCAGGCCAAGAGUAAAGCUAAUGAGGAGGCCAUGUUUAAAGAAAACCAGAGGCUGCUGAAUGAGCUGGCUUCCACCAGGGAGCAGCUGAAUAAAACUUCGAGGCCAGUGGGAAAUAUAUGCUUAACGGAUCAUACUCCACGCAUUGCAGACUUGUUAGCGCAAAUAAACACACUUCAGACAAAUGAGGCCAAGAUGUCUGAGGACGUCCACAAGCUUAAGCAAGAAAAGCAGGCUCUGGAGGUGGACUUGCAGCUCAUUAAGAAAGAGAGAGACCUGGCUAAAGCCCGAGCCAUCUCCACAUCGGGAAAACAGACCUUUGAGAUGCGUGUAUUAGAGGACAGGCACCAGGAGGAAGUGACAGCCCUUAAGAAAAAACUGCAGUGGUUUGCUGAGAAGCAGGAGAAGCUGGACAGAGAUGCUGGCAGGCUGAAGGCUGCUACAGCUGAGAUACACCAGCUCAGAGAACAGGUAGAAAAACUGAAACAGGAAGUGGGCAAAAGAAACAGCUGGCAGAGAAAGGCGAGAGACAAAUUUGUGGACUUGAAGAGGAUGAAGGACUUGGAGCGACAGGUGAAGGAGCUGGAACAAAUACUCAGGAGCAGAAACCCAAAUUCGCUGCCUGCUUUGAUUUAUGCUGCAGCCACAUCUGCCAGCCACGAGGACUUGGAUGCUGGCAAAAUGUCCUCUUCCAGCCGGAUCACUGCUCUGCUGGAGCGAAGGAUCCAACGUCUGGAGGCCGAGCUGGAGAAUCACGAUGAGGAAGCCAAACGCAGCUUCCAGGUUAUGGAGCAGCAAUUUCACAGAGUCAAGCUUCGCUACGAGCAGCAGAUCUGUGAGCUGGAGCAGCAGCUGCAACGUAAGCAGCAGGUUGAAGCAGCAGCUGAGUCCGAGUCAUCAGUACUCCAGGCUCUGGAGGAAGAGCUAUACCGUGUGAAGCAGAGCCACAAACAGAAAGAGAAAUCUCUGCAUGAGCAGAUCGAGUCUCUCCAGCAGCAGCUUAAACAGAAGGCCCUGCUGAGUCCCGGCCGGCACCAGCGCCAAGCCGAGGCAGCAUUUGGCGUGCGGCUUGAGCGACUGAAUCAAGAGCUCGCUAAAAAGACACGGAUCAUUCAGGAACUGAGCUGCACUGUGGACAGACUGAAGAAGGAACGGAGGAACAUGCCAUCUGCCCCCAACACACGAGCAGAAAGACGAUCCACUGAGAGCAAACGGCAACAACCAGGUCUCCCUAAAACACACGGUCUUCUCACUGCAGGAGAAGAAACAUUUCCAGCUGCUCUGUGUGAGAAGACCUAUCAGCCCACAGUAUUCACAGGGAGUCAUAUCUCUGAGGUUCUGCAGGAGAACGAAGCUUUAAAAAAGCAGGUGGAGCUUCUCCUCCUGCAGAGCGAGCAGGAGAAGGAAGCUCUGAAGGCUGAUGCUGCACAGGCCAAGCAGCAGCUGUCCAGGCUGACAGAGGAGUUUGAAGAGCAGCUAUCCACCAUGAAGGCAGAACACUUUAGAGUGUUGGACCACCUGCGGGCCACCCAUGCACUCGAACACUCAGACUCUAAGGUUGCAGAACUGACUAAUAAGCUGAGCACUCAAGAGAUAAUGAUGAAUCAUCUGGACAAGCAGCUGAAAGAAAUGCAGGGGUGCAAAGAAGCACUGAAAAUAUCCAGGAGGAGAGAGGAUGCUCUGCAGACGCAGCUAACCAAACUGCUGCAGGAGCUGAAGGAAGCUAAAGAAGCUUCAAGCUCAGAGGUGAAACUCCUGUGCACCUUGGAGAGGAAGAUACUGAACAUGGAGCUCAGACACCAGCACAGAGAGAAGGAGCUGCAGCAGGUGCUUAGGGGGGCGUGGCAGACGCCAGGUGAUGAUUUGCAGUCUGAGCUGGAGCACUGGAGAUGUCUGGCUCAGGACAAGAGCAGGGAGAUGGAUGCUUUCCGCCUUGAGCUCGACUCCAUCCUGGACAUCCUGAGACAUCUCCAACGACAGGGAGUGGUUCUCCCGACUCCUGAGCUCGCCAUUCCACAGAGGAGUUAAUACAACGUUUGAAAGCUGAUACUGUGAAUGCUGCACUGAUUCCAUGCCAGUGUGUCAGCAAUAGAAGUUUCUACUUUUUUAUUUAAAUAACUAUCUAUUUUUAUGUUUUUCAUGUUAAUGAUAGGAUAUAUUAGGAUCAGUAUUGCACCAAAGACCUGCAAAGACUGGCUUACCAUCCCUGCCUCUACAGAGGAAACAGUCAUGUAAAAUAAAGAAACCUCUUGAGCAUUAUUUUGUUGUUUUUUGACUGUUUUACAUAUCUAGAUAUGACAACCGGGCCUGCAGAUAAAAGUAAUAUAUUUAAUCACAACCACAAUAUGAAUACAUAUUUAAAUAUUCUGUAGUAAAAGUUCUCCUCAUGGCCCCAGUGUGAGGUGGAAGGCCAAGUCUCAGCUAACACUGGCCAGCUUGGUUAGCAGCCUGCACCCAAGCAUGGCUGCUGGGUAGCACUGUGUAACAUGCCAGUCAGUUUUUAUCCUUUGCAGGUGUUUUUGAUGGGACUCACAUCAGAGUCUCAAUUCUUUAUCUCUUUUCCUCUGUUUCAGUGCCUUUGCAGGUCAACUACAUGCCACACUUUGGAAUAAGAAAUCAGCUCCAGAUUCAACUUAUAGAUCCAAUUUGUCUUCAUUAUCAAAUUUUCCAUCUUCUUGGAUUCUUUGCACAGUUUGGUGGUCCUAGAUGAGUUGGCAAUAUAAUUAAACCCAUAGCACCUGAGAAAGGUUUUUUGUUGCAGUUGUGUAACUUCAUUUGUUUGUCAGACUCUUACAUAUCUAUUGCAGCAGAGUCACUGAAUCAUUCAAACAGAAUUUGAAACUCCUCGUUCUAAAGACUUCAUGUACACGCCAUUUUCCUUGUGAUCACUCUUUCAGUUAAUCCUCAUAAUGUCCUCCCGAUUUCCAUACACCUGUGGUCCUCAGGGGUCCAAAAUGUCCCCACUUCAUUUGAGUGUUUUUUAAAAUAUAAAGUAUAAAUUGUCAAUUAAUUCAGUGUUACAUCUUAGUUUUACUUAAGACCAACACAUUAACACAAAAUUUACCCAACAUUUUACAUUUUAGGGCCACCAGACCUUGUUUACAUAAAGUACACUGUGUUUUUGAGCAAAAACAAAUUGAGAAAAUAAAAUAUUUAGUUGUUUAGAUAAUUUUGACUAUCUGACUAACUAAAGAAUGCUGUAUGUUGAACUUUAGUGAGAAAGUUUUUUUUUAACCAUUUAAAAUUUUUAAAUGGCAGCACAUAAUCACACUUGUGGUCCUCAGGGGUCAAAAAUGUCCUCAUCUGGUUUGAUUGAUACUUAAGUACAGAAAACUGCAGAGAGUAGCCAUAUUUAAGUCUACUAUAAAAUCUUCAAGUGAGCAAAUACAUUAAUCAUCGAUUCAUGCUCAAGCCAUUGACGAGGAAUGCUGUCAAACCUGGUCCUAGCUUAUGUCACUGAGUGAAAUACGGAUUUGAUCCCCUACAACAGUCUGUGGCAGCUGUGCGCCCAUGUGGGACACAGAUUACAAUCAGUCAAUUACAGACACUACUGAUCUUAACUUGUGUUUAAAGCACGCCUGUCUUCAGAGUCAGCUUCUUCCACUCCAGCUUCUCCACCACCAUUGGAAAAACCAAAGAGCUGUCAAAAAAUGUCAGGAACGAGGCUGUGGACCUGCACAAGGCUGGAACGAGCUACAAGACCACCAGCAAGAAUACUGAAGAACAUACUGCCAAGGCAACAAAGGAGCGACACGUUAAGGUCAUGGAGCGGCCUAGCCAGUCUCCAGGCCUCGGUCCUCAGGAGGGAGCUGAACUUUCUUGUUGUUUAGCAGCAGCCAAGAAAACUACAGGACAUGGAGUUUCUAUAAAGAGGGUGGGACAAAAUCCUUCCUGAGAUGUGUGCAAACCUGGUGACCAAUUACUACUCUGCUUCGAAAGAAUCGUUUUUCCAUCAAGUGUUAAGUCAUGUUGUGCUUGGUGUGAUCUAAUAUUUAUUUCACUCAUGACAUGAAAAUCUAUUUAAGUUUUUUUCUGUUCUUUCUAGAUACUACCAUGAAAUUUGUGACUUUGUAUGUAAGUGAACUUAGUUCAGUUCAGUUCAUUUUUAUUUCAAACAUAUAUAUUCUCCAACAUUUCAUAAAAUCUUUCCAUGCAGUUGUUUGAAAAGGAGUAGGCAGAAGUAUAUACUUAUUUAGCCCUACCCCCUCAGGUUUACAUCCUCAUCAUCUAAAUUUGAACAACAAAAAUGUAUACAAUCCCUUUAACUUAGAACAUAACAUCACAAAAAAAAUAUUUUCUCAUGUUCAACUAAAACUAUAUUUAGAUUUGCUAAUUUGUAGAAGAAAAUAAACAUCAGUUUGACUGCUG